Messenger RNA from Plasmodium berghei ANKA, 7236 nucleotides. Its product is annotated as TRAP-like protein. Lineage: Eukaryota; Apicomplexa; Aconoidasida; Haemosporida; Plasmodiidae. The transcript is spliced from 2 exons. The record is from RefSeq and is a predicted model, not a curated record. Bases 1 to 7236 code for a protein of 2411 amino acids.
AUGAAAUUUUUUUUUAUUUUAGCUAUUUUCAGUCUUUUCAGCUUCUCUUUUGGAGCAAAACUGAAGAAACCAUUUUUGGGACUUGAGCUACCACCACCGUUUAUUUUUGAUUUUUGUAAAGGGAUGAACAUCCAUUUUCUAAUAAGUGCAGAAGAAGUUAAUAGUAAAGAAUUUUUAAAGCACUUAAUAUAUGCGAUUAUGGGUACAGUAAAUUAUAUGAUAUUAAGUAUAGGCAAUGUUAUUUCAGUUUCAAUUUUUGAUGAAAAGAUAGUAUAUAAAAAUAUUAAAGCUAUUGGGAAGAUAAAAAAACAAUCAUUUGCUAGUGAAAUCGAAGAAGCAUAUAACAAAUAUGUUCAUUACGAAGCAAAAGAAACCAACUUGAAAAAUUCAAUAAUAGACUAUCAUGAAAAUGUUAUAUUAAGCGAUCCAGUAAUGAAAAAUCAAAAAAAUGUUCUCAUUAUUUGCAAGGCAUUUGAUGAAAAAGAUUUAACAGAUUACAGUGAUGAAACAGUAAAUUUUAUUAGGGAUAAAAGAGACCAAAAUUUAGGCAUUUAUUUUAUUUCAGAAAAUACUUUAUAUUCUUCUAAUAUAGUUUAUAAACUUUCAGAAACGAGGCUCGAUGAAGACGGGCUUUAUCCUCUUGCGCAUUUGCUUUCUGGUUAUUAUGAUAAUAGACUAGUUAUCAGUGUAAAGAAAUUUUGCUAUCAUUUAACAUAUGGAUCACUUUGCACUAAAUAUAAUGACUGGAGUGAUUGGUUUGGCUCAUGUGAAUUUAGGCAACGACGAAAAGAAAUCCCUUUAAAUAUUACUCGAACAGAAGCCAGUAAUUUUUUACGUUAUUAUACCCCAACUUGCAGUAAUGCUUUUGAUUAUACAAUAUCCGUUAAAGAAGAUUUUAAAAUUGAUUGUCCUAAUGUAAUAUAUAAUUGUAGGGGUACAUGCGAUGCUGGCUAUAAAUUUAAACCUUAUGUUUCAGAUAAUGAAAUUGUAGAACGCUACGUAGAAUGUAAGGAUUUGCCACCUUGUACAGAAGAACAAAGAAAUAGUAGAGAUGAAUAUGAACACAUACAUAUAAUAAAGGAUCUUAACGAUAAAGCACAAGAAACAGAAUAUCAAGACAUUAUUGAACGAAGAGUUAUAGAAAAAAAGCGAAAAGGCGAAACAGAAGCCCAAGCUAGUGCACGAAAAGUUAAAGAAAUAAAUGCAUUCAUAGACAACCGAGUAAAGGUAAUGUUAAACAAGCAAUAUGCUCUUUUAAAUAUUAACCCUCCCGGAUAUGAAGAAGAAACAAAAGGAAACUCAGAAGAUCUCACUGAUACAAGAAAAAUUUCGGAAAUAUUACCUCCCAAAUACACAGUACCUGAUAAUCCUACCUUAAAAAAACAUCCUUCAGAAGAUACCUAUUCAAAAAAAGAAGGAGACAACCGCGAAGCCCAUAAAGAUGGCCAAGUGAUCAAGGUAAUUGAAAAGGAUCACCUUAAACAAAAUGGUGAAGUGGAGAAGAAAAUAUCCGAAACUAAUAACGAUUCAGAUGGAAAUAUUACUAAAAAUCCAACCGAUAUACAAAUAUUAGAAAAAAAACAAUUAAAAGGAAAUAAUAAGCAUACUGAUGAUUCCAUCGAUGGCGCGCAAGAUUGGGAUAAAUAUGAAGGAAAUGUAAUUGUCGAAAAUAAAGAAAUGAAAGGCAUUGAUAAAAAUACCGACAAAAUAACAAUUGAUAAUAAUAUGAAGGUUGAUAACACAUAUGAAAUGAAAGGUGCGCUCAUAUAUACAACUGUAGAACGCGAAGGAAAUAAUGGGAGUGUAGAACCUAAUAAACAAAAAUUGUCAAAAGAAAAAGAAGAAUUAGAAUCAAAUAAAGAGAAAAAUGAAGACAAACAAAUAUUUCCAGAUAAAACAAAAAGUGAAACUGAAAAAAAGGACAAAGAAAUUAUUAGAGACCAAGAAUUGAAUAAAAUAACACAAAACGGAAAUGUAGAAAAUAUAGUAGAAGUUAUACCUGCGCAUGAAACUAAAACAGUAGAAGAGUAUAAACCUCUCGAUGAAAGUAGAGUAGUAGAAGAAGUUAUACCUGUACAUGAAACUAAAACAGUAGAAGAGUAUAAACCUCUCGAUGAAAGUAGAGUAGUAGAAGAAGUUAUACCUGUACAUGAAACUAAAACAGUAGAAGAGUAUAAACCUCUAUAUGAAAGUAGAGUAAUAGAAGAGCAUAAGCCUUUAGAUGAAACUAAAACAGUAGAAGAGUAUAAACCUCUCGAUGAAAGUAGAGUAGUAGAAGAAGUUAUACCUGUAAAUGAAACUAAAACAGUAGAAGAGUAUAAACCUCUAUAUGAAAGUAGAGUAAUAGAAGAGUAUAAGCCUUUAGAUGAAACUAAAACAGUAGAAGAGUAUAAACCUCUAUAUGAAAGUAGAGUAAUAGAAGAGUAUAAGCCUUUAGAUGAAACUAAAACAGUAGAAGAGUAUAAACCUCUAUAUGAAAGUAGAGUAAUAGAAGGGUAUAAGCCUUUAUAUGAAACUAAAACAGUAGAAGAGUAUAAACCUCUAUAUGAAAGUAGAGUAAUAGAAGAGCAUAAGCCUUUAGAUGAAACUAAAACAGUAGAAGAGUAUAAACCUCUAUAUGAAAGUAGAGUAAUAGAAGAGCAUAAGCCUUUAGAUGAAACUAAAACAGUAGAAGAGUAUAAACCUCUCGAUGAAAGUAGAGUAGUAGAAGAAGUUAUACCUGUAAAUGAAACUAAAACAGUAGAAGAGUAUAAACCUCUCAAUGAAAGUAGAGUAAUAGAAGAGUAUAAGCCUUUAGAUGAAACUAAAACAGUAGAAGAGUAUAAACCUCUCGAUGAAAGUAGAGUAGUAGAAGACGUUAUACCUGUACAUGAAACUAAAACAGUAGAAGAGUAUAAACCUCUCGAUGAAAGUAGAGUAGUAGAAGAAGUUAUACCUGUACAUGAAACUAAAACAGUAGAAGAGUAUAAACCUCUAUAUGAAAGUAGAGUAGUAGAAGACGUUAUACCUGUACAUGAAACUAAAACAGUAGAAGAGUAUAAACCUCUCGAUGAAAGUAGAGUAGUAGAAGAAGUUAUACCUGUACAUGAAACUAAAACAGUAGAAGAGUAUAAACCUCUAUAUGAAAGUAGAGUAAUAGAAGAGCAUAAGCCUUUAGAUGAAACUAAAACAGUAGAAGAGUAUAAACCUCUCGAUGAAAGUAGAGUAAUAGAAGAGUAUAAGCCUUUAGAUGAAACUAAAACAGUAGAAGAGUAUAAACCUCUCGAUGAAAGUAGAGUAGUAGAAGACGUUAUACCUGUACAUGAAACUAAAACAGUAGAAGAGUAUAAACCUCUCGAUGAAAGUAGAGUAGUAGAAGAAGUUAUACCUGUACAUGAAACUAAAACAGUAGAAGAGUAUAAACCUCUAUAUGAAAGUAGAGUAAUAGAAGAGCAUAAGCCUUUAGAUGAAACUAAAACAGUAGAAGAGUAUAAACCUCUCGAUGAAAGUAGAGUAGUAGAAGAAGUUAUACCUGUACAUGAAACUAAAACAGUAGAAGAGUAUAAACCUCUAUAUGAAAGUAGAGUAAUAGAAGAGCAUAAGCCUUUAGAUGAAACUAAAACAGUAGAAGAGUAUAAACCUCUCGAUGAAAGUAGAGUAGUAGAAGACGUUAUACCUGUACAUGAAACUAAAACAGUAGAAGAGUAUAAACCUCUCGAUGAAAGUAGAGUAGUAGAAGAAGUUAUACCUGUACAUGAAACUAAAACAGUAGAAGAGUAUAAACCUCUCGAUGAAAGUAGAGUAGUAGAAGAAGUUAUACCUGUAAAUGAAACUAAAACAGUAGAAGAGUAUAAACCUCUAUAUGAAAGUAGAGUAAUAGAAGAGUAUAAGCCUUUAGAUGAAACUAAAACAGUAGAAGAGUAUAAACCUCUAUAUGAAAGUAGAGUAAUAGAAGAGUAUAAGCCUUUAGAUGAAACUAAAACAGUAGAAGAGUAUAAACCUCUAUAUGGAAGUAGAGUAAUAGAAGAGUAUAAGCCUUUAGAUGAAACUAAAACAGUAGAAGAGUAUAAACCUCUAUAUGAAAGUAGAGUAAUAGAAGGGUAUAAGCCUUUAUAUGAAACUAAAACAGUAGAAGAGUAUAAACCUCUAUAUGAAAGUAGAGUAGUAGAAGAAGUUAUACCUGUAAAUGAAACUAAAACAGUAGAAGAGUAUAAACCUCUCGAUGAAAGUAGAGUAGUAGAAGACGUUAUACCUGUACAUGAAACUAAAACAGUAGAAGAGUAUAAACCUCUCGAUGAAAGUAGAGUAGUAGAAGAAGUUAUACCUGUACAUGAAACUAAAACAGUAGAAGAGUAUAAACCUCUAUAUGAAAGUAGAGUAGUAGAAGAAGUUAUACCUGUAAAUGAAACUAAAACAGUAGAAGAGUAUAAACCUCUCGAUGAAAGUAAAGUAGUAGAAGACGUUAUACCUGUACAUGAAACUAAAACAGUAGAAGAGUAUAAACCUCUCGAUGAAAGUAGAGUAGUAGAAGAGUAUAAACCUCUCGAUGAAAGUAGAGUAGUAGAAGAAGUUAUACCUGUACAUGAAACUAAAAUAGUAGAAGAGUAUAAACCUCUAUAUGAAAGUAGAGUAAUAGAAGAGUAUAAGCCUUUAGAUGAAACUAAAACAGUAGAAGAGUAUAAACCUCUAUAUGAAAGUAGAGUAAUAGAAGAGCAUAAGCCUUUAGAUGAAACUAAAACAGUAGAAGAGUAUAAACCUCUCGAUGAAAGUAGAGUAGUAGAAGAGUAUAAACCUCUCAAUGAAAGUAGAGUAGUAGAAGAAGUUAUACCUGUACAUGAAACUAAAACAGUAGAAGAGUAUAAACCUCUAUAUGAAAGUAGAGUAAUAGAAGAGCAUAAGCCUUUAGAUGAAACUAAAACAGUAGAAGAGUAUAAACCUCUCAAUGAAAGUAGAGUAGUAGAAGAAGUUAUACAUGCACAUGAAACUAAAACAGUAGAAGAGUAUAAACCUCUCGAUGAAAGUAGAGUGAUAGACGAACAUAAACUGUUCGAUGAAAAUAGAGUAGUAGAAGAAGUUAUACCUGCACAUGAAACUAAAAAAGUAGAAGAGUAUAAACCUCUAUAUGAAAGUAGAGUAAUAGAAGAGCAUAAGCCUUUAGAUGAAACUAAAACAGUAGAAGAGUAUAAACCUCUCGAUGAAAGUAGAGUAGUAGAAGAAGUUAUACCUGUACAUGAAACUAAAACAAUAGACGAACAUAAACCUCUCGAUGAAAGUAGAGUAAUAGAAGAAGAUAUACCUGCAUAUGAAACUAAAACAGUAGACAAACAUAAACUUUUCGAUGAAAGUAGAGUAGUAGAAGAAGUUAUACCUGCAUAUGAAAGUAAAACAGUAGAUGAGCGUAAGCUAGUUGAUUCUAUCGAUGCUAAUGACAUUAUUGGUAAGGGGGAAAGUAUUUAUGACAAUAAAAUUAUUCAGGGAAAUGAUGAGUGGAUUUCAGAUAAAGAUGAGGCAAUUGAAAAUUUAGAUGGAUACGAAUCAACUAAAUCCACAAAUUAUAGUGAUAAUAGUGAUGAUAAUGAAGAAGGGAAAAGUAUUUUCCCAAAUAAAAAUAUAGACUUAUCAACGAGUAAUGUUAUUAAUGAUCAAUCUAAAAUAAUAUACACAGAUAAAAGUGUAAAUAAAACUAUAAAUAGCGAUCCUAAUGAGAAUAUACAUACGGAAUCAAGAAAGGAAGAUAUUCAAAAAGAAAGUGAAAAUAAUAAAGAUAUGAUAAGUCAUAUACCUGAUGAUAGAAUUAUACACAGAGUAGCAAACAAUGGCGAGAAAAAAUUAUUAAUAGAUGAAAAAAAUAUUGAAGAUAUAUUAGGAAAAGACCUUAAUGUUGAUAAUUCAGAAGGUGGGAGCAAUGAAUACAAUACUAUAGACAUGGAACACAAAGAGGAUAGCACUUUAGACGAACAUAAUAAUAUAGAAAAAAAUGAUAACAAUGGAAAAAUAAGCGAACACAGUUCUGAAGACAAAUCAUAUACUAUAGAUAUUAAAGUGGACAGAGAUACAUUACCACAUGAUAGUAUUAAUAUACAAAAAACAAAAGACGAAGCUGCUAUAAAGAAAGAAGAAGCUGACACAAAGAAAGACGAAGCUGCUAUAAAGAAAGAAGAAGUUGAUAUAAAGAAAGGCGAAGCUGCUAUAAAGAAAUACGAAGUUGAUAUAAAGAAAGGCGAAGCCGUUAUAAAGAAAGAAGAAGCUGACACAAAGAAAGACGAAGCUGCUAUAAAGAAAGAAGAAGUUGAUAUAAAGAAAGACGAAGCUGCUAUAAAGAAAGAAGAAGUUGAUAUAAAGAAAGACGAAGCUGCUAUAAAGAAAUACGAAGUUGAUAUAAAGAAAGGCGAAGCCGCUAUAAAGAAAGAAGAAGCUGUGUCUAUGCAUAAUGAAAUAGACCCCAAAAAACUAAUAAUAGAAGAUAAUACUAAUUGCCCACCAAAUAUAACUACUAUAAAAGAAAAAUGUGACGAAGUUCCUAAAAAAUCCGAUGUAAAUCCAGAACGUACAAUUAUAAAAGACAAAGACUAUGUAUCUACAGAAAAAUCUAAUAUCGAAAAAAACGACGUAAUUGAUAAUAGUGAUGACUUUAGUAUAAAUGAAAUAAUUAGUGCUGUAGUAAAUGAACAUGUUAAUAGUAACGACGCUGAAAGUAAAUAUGAUACAAACGAAAAGCUAGGCAUACUAGAUGAUUUCGUAGAAAAAUCAAAAAAAGCUUCAGGUGAAAAAAAUGAUUAUCCUUAUAAAUAUUAUUCAGAUACAAAAAGCAUUCAUAAAAUUUUUUUCAAAAAAUCACAAGGUAAAAUCGAUGAAAAUAAAUAUAUGAUCGUUGGGCAAAAUAAUUAUAUUAUAGAUUCCAAAGAUAUUAAAAAUCCUUUUCACAAAAAUAUGUCUAACAAUGUUGAUAAAAUUUUAGGAGAACAAAUUCAAAAAGACAUAAAAAGCACAUUUGAAGGUUAUAACAAUGACGAAAAAGAAAAAAGCAAAUCAUCUAAUAAUAGAAUAUUAAAACUUGCGGGUAUGUCAUUAUUCGGUGCUGUAUUCAUAGUCUUUAUGUCUAUGUACAUGCUUAAAAAAAUUAAUUCUUACAAACUUAACGAAAAUACCAUUAUGAAUUUCGAGUAUGAUGAGGCUCCAAAAAAUAUAAUAAACAAUGAUAAAGGAGAGGAAGUAACCUGUGGUGAUAUUAGUUAUGUCAAUGAUGAUUGGUCAUAG